UAGGCAUAAAAUUUACAUAAAAGCUUUCUAAAACACAUAUUAAAGAAUAUAUUUUCAACAAUUUGUUAGUAAAUAUAAUAACAUUUAUUAAAAACGUAAUUACGUGACAAUCGGAAAAAAUGAAACACAUAUACUUUCGAUUGUGGAAAUUAAGAAGUUAGAGCGAGAGAGUGGGAGAAAAUGAAAGAACGCCAAAGUUGACAUUUUGAAAGUGGAAUAAGGAGUACAGCAAACAGCAGAAAAAUGCCGAGAAUCUAGUGAAGAAUCAACUAAAAUCAAGAAUAAUUUCAGGAAAAGUGGUCGUUGAAAAUAAAAAAUGUUAAUUAUUUUUUCGAAUUUGCGAAAAUAAAUCUUCCAAAGGAAAAAUUCGGUAGUGAAAUUGCGUUAUAUGUGAGAAGACAACGUCGUGUCAACCGGCGUGAAGUUAAAAUUGUUUAAGACGCUUUAAAAUAAGGUAAAAGUUAGUGGAAAAAAAAAUAGUUUGUAAGGCGACAGCAAUGUCGGGUGGAAGAGAGUCAAACAGCAGUAAUGCAAGCUCCAACAGUAGCGGUGUUUCGACAACUGCAUCCUCCACGCCCACAUCUUCAGGCCAAAAUAACAACGGCAAUCAGCGCUCUCGUGGGCGUCCAGCCAAACGCGCUACUUGUACGUGGUGUGGUGAAAGUAAGCAACUGCUGCAAUAUGUGUUACCAACGCAGAACGGGAAGAAAGAAUUCUGUUCGGAAACAUGCAUCGCAGAGUUUCGGAAGGCUUAUAAUAAAGGCGCCUGCACUCAGUGUGAUAAUGUGAUUCGAGAAGGGGCGCCAAAUAAAGAUUUUUGUUCAGUGAUGUGUAUGAAUAAACACCAAAAAAAGAACGGCUCCACUAGACAACAUAGCAGUGGGGGAGGUGGUGGGCGAGGAGAUUCCGAUCGAGGAAAAAUGUCUUCAAUUGGAGGUGGUUCCUGUACACCAACUGGACCAUUCCAGUAUGAAAGUUUUCAUGUAUUUGAUUGGGAUGCAUAUUUGGAGGAGACUGGAAGCGAAGCAGCACCGCCGGAAUGUUUUAAACAAGCGCUUAAUCCUCCAAUCAAUGAUUUCAAAAUAGGCAUGAAACUAGAAGCACUAGAUCCCCGAAACGUAACUUCAACAUGUAUUGCGAGUGUUGUGGGUGUGCUCGGUUCGCGGCUGCGACUGCGCUUGGAUGGCAGUGACAGUCAAAAUGAUUUUUGGCGCUUGGUCGACUCGAAUGAAAUCCAUGCGAUUGGGCACUGUGAAAAGAACGGCGGAAUGUUGCAACCACCACUCGGUUUUCGCAUGAAUGCCUCCAGCUGGCCCGGUUACCUUUGCAAAAUUUUAAAUAAUGCCAUGGUUGCACCGGAAGAUAUUUUCCAACCGGAACCGCCAGGUCCCUCGGAGAAUCUCUUCAAAGUUGGCCAAAAGCUCGAGGCGGUCGAUAAAAAGAAUCCACAACUGAUUUGCUGUGCGACAGUUGAUGCGAUUAAAGACGACCAAAUUCAUGUGACUUUCGAUGGGUGGCGUGGAGCGUUCGACUAUUGGUGCAGCUACGACUCCAGAGAUAUAUUUCCGGUUGGUUGGUGCGCACGUAGUUGUCAUCCAAUGCAACCGCCGGGUCAUAAAUCGCGUACCGAUUCGAGUUCGAGCAAGCACCGCAGCCCCCGACCACGCUACACCUUCGUUCAAGAGGCGGACGCAAUGGUGCCUGCUACACCGGUUACCGCACAUUUUCACACAAAUUGCAAAGGAGGUCCAUUCAUUAAUAGCACUAAAUUGCCAUCAAUGGUUACAGGGCCAACCCAUCAAACUCUAGCAAAAUUGUGUUUGCAAGAAGUGCUUGCUGCAAGCACAGAUACUCAGCAGCUUUCCAAAUUAUUAUUCGCACUAGAAGGAGAUGUUCACAUAGUGCCAGCAGCAGGAAAAAAUUUCACAGUGAAAAUUCCGUCACAAUUGCGAAUGAGAGACGAUGACAGUUUGGCACAAUUCAUAGAAACACUAUGUACUACAUGUAGAGCAUGCCCUAAUCUCAUAUCGUUGGUACCCGCAACUGAAGAAUGUGACAAAUGUGUCAUUACCAAGAAGCGCUUGUUAUCAACGAAUUCCACAUCGCCCACGUCACCAGUUAUACCGGAGAAAAGAAAAACACUCGGCUUAUUAAGCGACAAGCCACAUGCAAUCAAACAAGAAUUACCAACUUCCACCACAACUUUAUCGCACAUUGUAGAUUCUUCGUCUGCACCAGUUAUGGUAACAGUUGGGGGCAGUAUUCCCAAAGCUGAUGCUGAACUCAAGCUAUCUAUAAACAAUAAUAACUUAUUACCAGUGCAAAUAAAAGUCGAACCUAAUACAAAUGGAACCUCGACUAUUGCAUCACAAACCCACUCUUUGCGGCAGAUACGACUUCAUCACUUAAACAAUCCGGAGGAAUCGAAGCAGAUAUCGAAUAAUACGUCUACUUCUGCAAGUUCAACAAACUCGAAUGUGAAGUAUCUUGCCCCUCUUGUGGCUGAGGUACAUCCUGAGCAAUCAAGUGUGGUGAAUACCGUUAUUGGCUCAUCGACAUACAAAUCGCCUUCGACAUUAUCAUCAAGCGCAUCCUUACCUACAUCUGUAUCGACGCCAUUUAGUGGUUUACAGUCGGCUUCAUCGACAGCAUCUGCAGCUGCUGGUACAAUAGUUUUGUCGGCCGCAGCGCCACCAACAUCAGCGGCGUCAGCAAUGAGUUCUGCAUCUUUACCACCACUCCGUUCACAUCCCGGAGAUUGGUCAAUUGAAGAAGUCAUACAAUUCAUCGAAAGCAAUGACACUUCACUUGCCGUACAUGGUGAUCUAUUUAGAAAACAUGAAAUUGAUGGGAAAGCGCUGCUUCUUCUUAAUUCCGAAAUGAUGAUGAAGUAUAUGGGUCUUAAGUUGGGACCAGCCUUAAAGAUAUGCAAUUUAGUUAAUAAGGUUAAUGGUAGACGUAAUAAUAUGUCACUAUAAAUGCGGCUGAGAGGAUUAAGAGAUAACAAUAUACAUACAUACAUAUGUAUGUACAAGCGUUAAUAGGUAUAUUGAAGCGUUUCUAUAUGAUGAAAAUGUAUUGCAAAUGUUAGAAAAACUUACCUAGAAUUAGAGCUGAAUAAGCGUGUU
Messenger RNA from Bactrocera tryoni, 3128 nucleotides. It is a transcript of the gene Scm, whose product is annotated as polycomb protein Scm. The transcript is spliced from 4 exons. Lineage: Eukaryota; Metazoa; Arthropoda; Insecta; Diptera; Tephritidae. Gene Ontology annotation, cellular component: nucleus. Gene Ontology annotation, biological process: regulation of DNA-templated transcription. Gene Ontology annotation, molecular function: protein binding; zinc ion binding. The coding region runs from base 498 to 2978 and encodes 826 amino acids. The record is from RefSeq and is a predicted model, not a curated record.